This is a messenger RNA of Rhincodon typus (whale shark), 7201 nucleotides long. RefSeq names its product mitogen-activated protein kinase 8 interacting protein 3 (gene mapk8ip3). Gene Ontology annotation, biological process: vesicle-mediated transport. NCBI's taxonomy places the organism in Eukaryota, Metazoa, Chordata, Chondrichthyes, Orectolobiformes, Rhincodontidae. The record is from RefSeq and is a predicted model, not a curated record. The transcript is spliced from 29 exons. Gene Ontology annotation, cellular component: cytoplasm. The coding region runs from base 469 to 4095 and encodes 1208 amino acids. Gene Ontology annotation, molecular function: kinesin binding; signaling receptor complex adaptor activity; MAP kinase scaffold activity.
GCUGGUUGCACUGGGAAGCUGCCUGAUUGCAGUUUGCUGGUUGCACUGGGAGGGGGCCUGAUUGCAGUUGGCUGGUUGCACUGGGAAGGGGCCUGAUUGCAGUUGGCUGGUUGCACUGGGAAGGGGCCUGAUUGCAGUUGGCUGGUUUGCACUGGGAAGCUGCGAUCUCCCACAAUGCAGACAGCCUGCCCUGACGUCAGAUGACAGCAGUCGGAAUUGCUGUGUUGUGGGGGAGGAGGAGGUGGAUAUUUUUUUGAGGAUCAAGGGGGAGGGAGGGACCGGACUGACCGCUCGCUAUUGUCUGCGGAGAGAGAGGGAGAAGGAGAGGAGGAAGCUCCAGCCCCAGACCGAGCCCCAGCCUCACCAGCAGCGGCGGAGCGGGGAUGCAGUGAGAGCGGCUCAGCCCGCAGCUCCUCUCCCAGUCCGUGAGCUCACUGCCGGGGCUGUAUCCCUCUGCCUGCGGCCAGGAUGAUGGAGCUGGACGAUGGCGUGGUCUAUCAGGAUGACUGCUCGGUGUCCGUCAUGUCCGAGCGGGUCUCCGGCCUCGCCAACAGCAUCUACCGGGAAUUCGAGAGGCUCAUCCACAAAUAUGACGAGGAGGUGGUGAAGGAGCUAAUGCCGCUGGUGGUGAACGUGCUGGAGAACUUAGACUCGGUGUUCACCGAGAACCAGGAACAUGAAGUGGAGCUGGAGUUACUCCGGGAGGACAACGAGCAGCUUCUCACUCAGUACGAGAGGGAGAAAUCCCUCCGAAAGCAGGCAGAGGAGAAAUUCAUCGAGUUUGAAGAUGCACUGGAACAGGAGAAGAAGGAACUUCAGACACACGUGGAGUCUUUGGAGCUACAGACCAGACAGCUGGAACUCAAAUCUAAGAACUAUGCAGACCAACUUAUCAGACUGGAGGAGCGGGAAGCAGACAUGAAGAAGGAAUAUAAUUCAUUACACCUGCGGCACACUGAGAUGAUACAGACUUACGUGGAACAUAUAGAACGAUCCAAGAUGCACCAAGUUGGGGGGAAUGCCCAAUCGGACGGAACGAUGACUGGGAGGAAUAAGAAGGAACGGCCAAAUACUCUGGGCCUCUUCCCUGUACUGGAUGGGAAUCUCCGUGGACAGCAAGUUGGUCGAAUCACUCCUGGUUCUGACAACUGGCAUCUGAGUGAUCUGAGCCAGGCGCCAUCUAAGUGUAGCCUGAAGCUGGAGUUACCAAAUGGUGCAAAUCUCUCUAAUGCUUCUGUCAGUGCUGGUCAAACCUCAAUACACAUUUUGAAUGAAAACCCAUUUACGCCUCUUCCAGGAAUGGGAAAGGAAGUCGAAAAUCUUAUCAUGGAGAACACUCAGCUUUUGGAAACGAAGAAUGCUCUGAACAUAGUGAAGGAUGACCUGAUCGCGAAGGUGGAUGAGCUGUCGAGUGAGCAAGAGGUGCUGAAAGGAGAGCUGGAGACAGUCAAGCAAGCCAAAACCAAGGUUGAGAACCGAAUGAAGGAACUGGAGGAAGAACUGAAGAGGGUUAAGUCAGAAGCUAUCGUGGCCCUGAAUAACAAGGAAGGCAGAGAGGAACUGGAGGAAGUAAGCGAUGAUGUGCAGGUGGCACAGAGGCGGCGUUUCACCCGAGUGGAGAUGGCGAGGGUGCUGAUGGAGCGCAAUCAGUACAAGGAGAGGCUGAUGGAGCUGCAGGAGGCUGUCAGGUGGACUGAGAUGAUCAGAGCUUCUCGAGAAUACCCAUCGAUCCAGGAGAAGAAAAAGUCAAGCAUUUGGCAGUUCUUCAGCCGUCUCUUCAGCUCCUCUUCUACUGCUCAGCCAGCCAAGAGGCCCCCGGUCCUUCAUUAUGCUGCUCCCAACACCUACGGCUCUUCUGGUUUCACCAAACGCCGAAGUCACACUAUGUCCCAGUUAUCUACUGCUGACAGAACGCGAGCCAUAGACUUCCUGCCCGAGGAACAGAAAGUUCCUAAGGAGGAGAAGAAACCAGACACAGAUAAUGAACAAGUUGACUGUACGUCGACCACUCGGCGGGAGCUGAAACGCGAGCAGUACCGUCAGGUCAGGGACCACGUCAGGAACGAUGAUGGGCGACUGCAAGCGUGUGGUUGGAGUCUCCCAGCGAAAUACAAACAGUUGAGUCCAAAUGGCAGCCAAGAAGACAAUCGCAUGAAGAAUGUCCCAAUCCCAGUCUACUGCCGUCCAUUGGUUGCAAAGGAUCCCACCAUGAAGCUUUGGUGUGCAGCCGGUGUGGAUCUGACGGGCUGGAAGCCCCAGUGUGUAGACAACGGGAAUGAACUGGGCCACUCGCAUAGCUGUGACCCCCUCACCUCUGACACUGAGAAGGACGGGAAGAAUAGCAGCAGCCACAGCUCACCUGAUAAAAACAAGAAGAUUCCCAGUGCAGAGGAUGUCUCGAGCCGUGUGUGGAUCUGCACCAGCACACACUCCACCAGUAAAAUUGUCAUCAUUGAUGCCAACCAGCCUGGCACCAUAAUGGAUCAGUUUAUUGUGUGCAAUGCCCAUGUGCUGUGUAUCACCAGUGUCCCGGCUGCGAACGAGAAUGACUAUCCGGCCGGAGAGAUAUUUUUAGAGGGAGACUUGAAUCCGGAUGAUUCCAGUGGAACUGAAGGGGUACUAGCAGGAAUCACCCUGGUAGGAUGUGCAACGCGAUGCAAUGUGCCCCGGAGCAACAGCACAUCUAGAAGUGACACCCCAACAUCUGACAAAGGACAAAGUGAUGUGGCUACUGUUAAAGGUGGGAAGGUUAACCAACCACAGUCUGCUGAAGAGGCAACUGAAGCAACAGAAGCAACAGAAAACAGUGCGGGUGAUGUGGAGUCAGCAUUGACCCGGCCUAGUGCCUAUACAGAGCAUGUGUUCAUGGACCCAGCGCAGACGGAGGAUAGAACUCAGCUCAGGGAAAAUGGUCAACCCAAGGAGGAACCAAAUGCUGGUCAGUCAGUACAGGAAGCAAAUAAUCGCAGCCCCAAUGGAUCGAUUACAAGUGCUGCCCCGACCAUGUGGUUAGGGGCACAAAAUGGCUGCCUUUAUGUUCACUCUGCUGUAUCCAAUUGGAAGAAGUGCCUGCACACCAUCAAACUGAAGGAUGCCGUCCUGAGUAUUGUACAUGUGAAGGGGCGUGUUUUGGUGGCACUAAAUGAUGGAACAUUGGCUAUAUUCCACCGAGCUGAAGAUGGUCAGUGGGACCUGAGCAAUUACCAUCUCAUGGACCUACGACGUCCAAACCACUCCAUCCGUUGUAUGGCUGUCGUGCACGACAAGGUCUGGUGCGGCUACAAGAACAAAAUCCAUGUCAUCCAGCCUAAGACGAUGCAGAUUGAGAAGUCUUUUGAUGCUCACCCACGAAGGGAGAGCCAAGUACGCCAGUUGGCAUGGAUUGGAGAUGGGGUUUGGAUAUCAAUUCGCCUGGAUUCCACAUUGCGCCUUUAUCACGCACACACACAUCAGCACUUACAGGAUGUAGACAUCGAGCCAUACGUCAGUAAAAUGUUGGGUACUGGCAAAUUGGGAUUCUCUUUUGUGCGAAUCACAGCUUUGCUAAUUGGUGGAAACCGCCUUUGGGUGGGAACAGGAAAUGGAGUGGUUAUCUCUAUCCCAUUGACAGAAACUGUAGUUUUGCACCGAGGUCAACUGCUGGGGUUCAGGGCCAAUAAGACCUCACCAACCGGCAGCGAAGGAAACCGUCCUGGCGGAGUGAUUCGUGUGUAUGCUGAUGAGAGCAGUGACAAGGCUUCCAUUGGCAGCUUCAUCCCAUAUUGUUCUAUGGCUCAAGCCCAGCUCUGUUUCCAUGGACAUCGGGAUGCAGUCAAAUUCUUUGCGUCUGUACCAGGUAAUGUUCUGGCAACGUUGAAUGGCAGUGUGUUGGACAGUCCCACAGAGAAUCCAGGACCUACAGCUCCUCAGCAAGAGGAGAGGAAGCUGCAUCCUGUUUUAGUGCUCAGUGGAGGAGAGGGCUACAUUGACUUCAGGAUUGGCGAUGGUGAAGAUGAUGAGACAGAGGAAAGUUUGCCAGAUGGAAUAAGACCGGCUCUCUCCAAGGCAGAACGAAGUCACAUCAUCGUCUGGCAGGUGUCCUAUGUUCCUGAAUGAGAUGUUACUAUCCACAAAACACAUCAUUAAACGCCUGCACUUCAUCCGUAUGUACAUACAAUAUACCCUGCAUUGUACCUGUCCAUGAACAAAGCCUCUCAAAAUCUAUAAAUCGUGUGGCAUUUCGAUCGUAUCCCCACUUUGGACUGGUCGUUUGUUGAAAGUCCAUCACCUUUUGAAUUCAAUUUAAAAACGAAGUGAUAUGAGAAAAUCCUUGGGAAUAGCUAACGCUGGAAUACUUGUUUUGGACACCGAAUCCCCAUUUGCAUUUCACCAAAUUUGUUGCUGUUCCAAGCACAUGUCUAUAUAAUUAACCUGUUAAAACUUUGAACCGACUGUGCAAAGAUGUGACCGUAAUGCAUGCCAGAUGCUGGAGGAGGUAAUUUCACAAGGCAACUUUUCCUAUCUGUUCAUAUACACAUCCUUUAAAAGUUUAAUUGUGUUUCUAAGUAGGAUUUAAUUCCUAUCUUUCAUCAAACAAACUUUACAUCCUCCCCCUAAUGUUUUAUUAAAAAUUCACUACCAAUAACGUUCACCAUUAAAUAGUCACCUGGAACAGUUACUCCACUCGAUUGAGUUUUCCAUGAGGUUCUGCUGUUGCAAUGAAAUCCAAAGGACAGGUGAUGUAAGAGAGCUAGAAGGGCUGGAUAUGUUUUCAAAGACAUCAUUAUGGGUCCCGUAAUAUGGAGCAAUAGAGAUGCAAAGACUGAGAAUUGAUGAGACGCUGUCUGUUUUGUCCAGGGAUGUCGAUGAUGUUCCAUAAUGCACCCAAAGCAGUUUUUAGGUCACUUUGAUCAUAGAUUGGAAUGAUGACAGCAAAUUGGAACCCUCUCAUUUUUAACUACCCCUCUGUUUACCUUUUAAAGGCAGUACCAUUGAGAAUGUUAGUUCUUUCUGGGAGAGGUUUAUCUCCUUUUGAGAUGGGCUUCCACACGUGGCUCUGAGAAAUAAAUUUCGACCACCAUUCAUUGUAGCUGUCAGCGUUCUAGUUGACACUCUUCAGGAUUUGGUGGAGCGUGCUAUUACCUGUGUUAAUGUGUAACUAUUACUGACCAGAGAUAGGAAACUAUGGAAUUUCAAAGGGAUGCAUUCAUUUCAGAAUGUCAUUGAGUUCUGCAAAAAUUCUGGAGCAAAAUGAGAGGGUUUUAAAAAUGGCUGUCACUUUCAAUUAACCAUUUUAAUCAGAGUAUUUUUUUUCCAUGAUAUACAUCUCUUUGUAUUUUAAGUAGUUAUAUAUUGGGUUAUAUUUUGGGAACGAGAAUUAGUCUUGGAGAUCUGUGGUGGCAAUGAAAUAAAAUCAAGGACUCGGACACAGGCUAUACCAUUUUCUGGAAAAGUAUCUUUGCUUUUCAGAUCCAUGGAUAGGUAGCUGUAGAUUAUGUGCAAGACUGUAGCAAAUUAUCUCAAGGACACCUUGGCCUUGGGCCCGCUGGAUGGAACGUGUAGAAAGACAUUUCAGUAUUCAUCAGCAACCUAUGUCAGCUACAUUUUCAUCAUGUCACAGAAAUAUUCAUGAUGUAUAUUCAUGGUGUUCCAGUAUUGAGUGAGAUACCUUAUGCUUUGAAGUUUCUCUUUACUUGCGCCCAGUUGUCCUUUUAAAAAGUAAGUGUCUUGAGAAAAAGGACAGCAAAUCUAAAAGGGGUUUUGGAUAGUGCAGACUGGCGAAGGCAAUGAUUACAUACUGUGGCUCAUACUAAGGUAUUCAGUAUUACUUCCUAAGUUAUCCACAAGCAGUCCUUGCUACUCUGACCAGUAGUUUUAGUACUUAGCUAGUUCUGGAUACAAAAAACUUUUGUAUAGGUCUUGUCAUCUUUCUCAAGUUAAAUCAAUUGAAAAGCAUAUAAAAAGUGCAAAUUUAGAACUGUUUGUUAGCAAAGAAGAAAAAGGAUUCAAGGGAAUAAAUGGCAUUUUCUUGUCUUUGUUCGCACCCUUAAAUGGGAUGAGUUAGAUGGUGCGACACCUGGGGAGGAAGCAAUGGAACAGAAUUUGAGCAGGUGAUUGCUGGCCGGUGCACUGGUGGCACCACUGGAGAAGGGUACAUUCAUUCUUCUGGGGCAAAGGACAGUACAGCAGCGGUAAAUAUUUAGGAGAUGACGUGGAGCAAGUUUGAAACUCAAAGCACUUAAUUGUGUUCGAAACGGACACUUAGUUUUAUCAGUUCCUGUCUGAGCCAUAUGGGAAUGCUGAGAAUUACUAAUAAGAAUUGAGUGACUGUUAUGUUCAGCAGACAACGUCAGUGGGUAUAUCUGAGUCAGCUGCACAAGGGUAUAGAUAGGAAAACUUUUGAGUGUGGAUUUACAGAGAUUUUCUUUUAACGUGACCAUGUACAUAUCCUGGAAUACAUGUUUUAAAUGUUGUUAGUGAAUUCAAAACCUUUACAAUCAGUAAUUCUUCAGUAUAGAUAUACAAGUUCAUAUAACGCACCACCCUCGGAGUAUUCCACACCUACACCUUUCUUCCUUGAUGUACUGUGGGUCAUUUUGACCAAGGAGCAGGAAGAAAGCUGAUCAGUUCAGUCAGUUCUAUUAUUCUGACCAAGAUGCAAAGUAAGAGGGAGUAAAUUUUGAAUGUAGUUGACUGUCAAGUUUGGAAAUGGAGCUCAGAGGGGAAACAAAAUCCUGGCAGUGACUGGAGGUAAUGUGCCAGCUGUUCUUCAGUGAAAUCUGCAUCCAAGGCAAGACAUAAUAAUCAACAUAUUGGUUUGGAAAUCAUCAGGGAUCUGCUUUUAUCCUCUGGCUACGUGAGUGCAUUAUGUUUGCAACUUAUACUCGGCUCCCCUCUUGAGUAGGUGAUAAUUUUUCAGGGUCCAUAGAUUUUUGCUCUUCUGGGCAUUCAGAAUGUCCUCUGCCAGUAGAAAUUUGAGGUUUUUCUCAUGUCAUGUAAAGUAUCUCUUGUGUAUUACAUACUCGGGAGCAAGAGAUUCUGCAGUGUAAACUCGAGAGUCCUGUACAAAAAGCUGUCUGGUGUAUAAUGAAAAGGUCGGGUUGGGUGUACAGAGAGGGUUGGCUGGUGUAAGGAUAUGUUCUGAGCUAUUUUCCCUGUGCAUUGUAAUUAACUUAAUUAACAUGUAAUUGUUCCAUAUGUAAUAAACAUACUCACAUCAUAA